Aegilops tauschii subsp. strangulata is the source of this 690-nucleotide messenger RNA. RefSeq lists its product as uncharacterized. The record is from RefSeq and is a predicted model, not a curated record. Lineage: Eukaryota; Viridiplantae; Streptophyta; Magnoliopsida; Poales; Poaceae.
GCCUCAACGAUCACAUCACAAAAAAAAUGAAGACCCUCACCUAUUUCCUUGCCUUGUGUCUAGCCACCACCACCUUGCUCUUCACCGGCGGCAAAUCAUGCCCACACGAUCCGGUGCUGACCGUCGCAGCCGCAUGCCACCAGGUGAGCGGAGGGCAGCCCAUGCUGGAGCUCUGCACCAAGACGCUCCACGCCGCAGCAAAUGACAAGGCCGAUGCGGUCAGCAGUUAUGCCUAUAGAGGUGCGGCCGCGGCCGUACAAUCGUGUGUAGACACCGAGCGCGCCGGCUCGCAGUUGCUGCGGAAUCCGUCGCUCCCCAAGCAGCUGCAAGCGGCGUACAACCACUGCAUCGACAGGUACGGCGUAGCGCACAAGAAGAUCAACGCCAUAGGUCAGGCCUUGUACAGCUGCGGGUUCCCAAAAACCUUCAGGCAGGACUGCGCGGAUGCCGCCGCCGCAAUCGACGAUUGCGCUCGUAACUUGCAGGCCGCCGACCCGUCGUCGCCUUUGUACAAGCUGGCCUUGACUGGCCGGGAACUGACCGCCGUCACUUGCUCGCUGGCACUCCUCGGUGAAGCUGGGCAUUAAGAGCUGACAAAACCAGCUGUGUAACUUCUUAUUCGAAAUAAUUGCAUGUUUAUUUUUAUGGUGACUCAUGUUUUUAAUGAAAAUUGCUCCUUCUUUACUACUA